Molecule: messenger RNA, 2668 nt
Organism: Petromyzon marinus (sea lamprey)
Lineage: Eukaryota; Metazoa; Chordata; Hyperoartia; Petromyzontiformes; Petromyzontidae
Source: RefSeq, a predicted model, not a curated record
ACGGAGCCAAAAAAGCGAAGCGAGCGUCACCUCCUCGGGUCUGACGUCAAUGAGGGGACGACUAUAAGAGGGACGGGAGAUUCGCUCUCUCUUCACUGAAGCUCUCCCGUGCUCUCUCACUCGCUCUUCACACACCACACACACACACACAGAUGCGUGUGUGUGUGUGCAUAUAGCGUGACACAUUGCUCUCUCGGGCUUGACUUGUCGGGAGCGGCGCGAUCGUGCGGGUGAAGAAACGCCAGCUUGUGCGCAGGGACGGACGGCGCCUUCAAUAGGGAAGGGGGCCUCUUUGAGGUCGCUGUCCCUGGUGCUGAAGCAACACGGGCGAAAGCCAUGCCCUCUGAGACGAUGCCCUCCUCCGCCGCCGCAGGGUGGCACUGCGUGGCCUGCGUCGUUGCCCUUCUGGCCACGUGCGUCUCAAGCGUCCCGCUCACGUCGCCCCAGGCUCACAAGUACUUCCACCCGCAACAACAACAACAGCAACAGCAACAACAGCUGCUGUCCAUCACAGCGGCGCAACCGCUAGCGUACGCCUCGGUCUCCACCACCCACCGGGCCGGCUCCCUCGAUGAGCCUUCGGCCAGAAGUUUGUCCGAGGAGGAGCUUCUCAAGACGCUGAGCGCUUUGCAGGCGCUGGAAGAAGAAGGCGAGGUGCUCGCCUACCUUGCCAGCCUCCGCUCCGGGUCGCGGGGCCGCCAGGCGCAGCGCGAGGUCGCCACGUCCGAGGCCAUGCUAGAGUCUCUGCUGCUCGAGGCUCUGGCCAGGAGAGACCAGGGUCUGCAGACUCGGCAGGCGGAGGAGGAGAAGCAGCAGCAGCAGCAGCAGCAGGAGGAGGAGGAUGAUGAGGAGGUGGUGAGGGAGGUGCUGGCAGGCCAGCCACGGAGGAUUCCUCGCAACGGCAGAAUCUUCUCGCCGCUCUACAGCCAGAAGAGCCGCUCGGACGGGUUCGGUGUUGAGAACGGAGAUGCCGAUGUCGAUGAUGGUGGGGAGGAGGACGAGGAGGAGGACAUUGGCGGUGCAGCUGCUGCGAAAGUCAACGAUGGCUACGGUGACGAUGGCGCGGUGGAGGAGGAACUGGAAGAGAAUCGAGCGGCGCGCUGGAGAUCUGGCGGCGACGACGAGGAGGAGGACGAGGAGGACGAGGAGGGUGAAGCCAACGACGGCGGGGAGGAGGAGCAGGAGGCAGGAGAGGCGCGGGAUCUGCUCCAACUUCUGGAGGCGCUUCAAGGUCGCGACACGAGGCAGAGCGAGGGCCGCGGAGGAGCGGGCCAGCAGGCGAGCGAGGCGGCGGGAGAGGAGGACGUGAGGUCUGUGGCCGUGAUGGACGCGCGUCACCGCAACGACAAAGCGGUGGGCCAGAGGCCACGCUUGCUGAAGCAGCAGCAGCAGCAGCAGUUGGCUAGGGAAGAUGAAGAGGCUUUGGAUCAAGCUGCCAACCUGCUGCUGCACUUCGCCCUCCAAGCCGGAGAGAAGGAGAACUCAGCGCCACCUCGGUCCCGUGGUCCCAACGCUGCUCCGGGCUCGAGGUCUCCGUAUCCUGGCCAGGCACGAGGGGAGCGGCCUCCGACGGCCAAGGGGCGCCUGGAGGGAAGGCACCGCCCGAGGCCUGCUCACGAUGGGGACCAGGAUGAGGAUGAGGAGCGCACAGCAGAACUGGAGAACCUCGUGAAGCUGCUGCUUCUGCAAGAGGCUGAAGGAGAAGGCCGUGAUGGUGGUGCUGUUGACGAGGACGACGAUGAUGCUGAUGAUGAUGGUGGUGCUGUUGAGAAGCAGCAGCAGCAGCAGAGGCAGAGAGGUGAUGGCCAGGGUCGGAGUAAAGCGAACGGCAAGGGCGUUGCGUCGUCAGCUCGCACCGCCUGGCAGGAGACAUCUGUGCGAGGACGCCACGGGCCCAAGGAUCAAAAGCGCGGCGGGGUAAUGGAUGCGGAAGGCGACGGUGCAGCGGCGGAGGAGAUUGAGGAGGUUGAGGAGGAGCAGGGGGGCUUGGAUCGGGCAGCAAAGUCUCGGCACUCAGCGAAGCGGGGGGAGGAGGAGGAGGAGGAGGAGAGAGGUGAUGGAGAGGGAGGGAGGUCGGAGGAGGAGGAGGAGGAGCGCGCGGCUGAAGAGGAGAAAAGGGACAACGAAGUCCUCCACGAGCUGCUGCAGUACCUCAAGCUGGACGAGGAGGGUCGACUCGAGGAGAGUCAACCUCCUCCACCUCCUCCACGUCCUCCUCCACAUCGGCUCGACGCUCCUCGUUCGGCGGACGACGACGCUCGAAUCGUUGAAGAACUUUCCAAGUUCAUCAUCGACGACGGCGGUGGUGACGACGAGGACGACGACGACGACGACGUGGAAGACACGGUAGAGGUGGAAGACCUAGAGGAGGAGGAUGAUGGCGACGACGACGAUGAUGAUGCUGAUGAUGGUGGUGACGAUCGCCGCAAGCGAGUCUCGCCCUCAUAUCGCCAGCAGAAGGGCCACGGCCCCAGCGUGGAGCCGCGUCUGGACCUGGAGGGCCUCCUGGUGGAGCUCCUCCAGGGGGCCGCGCGCGUGAAAGGGGACGGCGUGGGUGAAGUUGCUCGCUACGCGUCGGUGCCACCGGCCUACAGGGAGCGGGCUUCGUAGGGAGCCGAACGUCGCGAACGAAUCGAUUAAUAAAGGCAUUUGACAUAUAACCUCGCAA